AGAAAUUGAAGAAGUUGGAGCUGGAGGAACCAUUGCUGGCUUGUCACCGCCGGAGCUGCUGCCACGCCGGUCAUCGUCGACCGCCGGCCACUACACCGCGGCUUGAGCCGCGGCUCUCUCACUCGUCGUUUUUUCGUUUUCCCCCGCUCUUUCAGUUGCAAUUGCACUUCAAUUUAUAGCAAGGAGGUUUCUUCCCGUUGAGAAUUGAUUGUCGCGCAAUUGAUGGAGCCGAACGUUGGAGCGUUGAAUGCUUUGCCGUUUUUACUCAUUCCUCUCUGCAAUGAAGAAACGCCGGGAAGCUUUCAGCGUUCUCACUCUCGAGCACCACCGGAAUCACCAUAUACCACCACCCCGCAGUCUAUAUUCAAUGCCGGUGGCGACUUGGAGGCUAAGGUCGAGGUAGAGGGCGGAGGAGGCAGCGAAGGAGGAGACGAAGUUUCAACGGAGGCUAGUGCGGUGCUGUACGGGGAUCUUCCGCGCUUGAUCACUAAGUCCGAAUUGAAGGGCCAACAAACUGUCCUAAACACAAUUAAAGGCAUAAUCAAAGAAAGUUUUUAUGGGCCGUGGCAUACCUACACAACCGCCCCCAAGGAAGUUCGUCAGCGAUGGUGGAACCUAUUUCGCGAGGAGGAGGACAAAGUCGUUCCAAAUCAACUCAAGGUCAUUAACCACUUGUUUGUGAAGAAGGGUUCCCAGCCGUCUCAAGAAGUUGCUGAAAUCAAGAAAAACUACAAGGAGAAGCUCCUUCUAAAGCAGCAAGCCGCAUCCGAAUCUGUGUCCAAUUUUAUAAGUCUUGAUGAUGUUGCUGAGGAAGAACUAGAAGAUGACAUUGGGUUGUACGUUGAGGUGGUGGGGAACAACAAGAACUGGGUCUUUGGGCAGGGCUGUGAAGCUGGAUCUUCCGGAUCACUUUCUUCGGGAGGCACUAGCCACAAAGACUGUUGCACGACUGAAGACCGAAUUGGAUCUGAAAUUGGAGAAAAAAUUUGAAGAAAAAUUUCAGGAAAAGAUUGCCAAUUUAGAGAAGAAAUAUCCGGCUCAAUCCCAUGACUUGUUAAGUCAAUUUCAGGGAUUGAAAGAGUCGGUCAAUUAUUUGACCCAGGGUCUUAGUUGAAGAAGUGGUAUUUUCAUUGAUUAAUUAUGAGAGGAAUACAUGUAUAUAUAUACAAAGUCUCAAUCCUAGUUAUGUUAGGAGAAGAUAUUCUAGGAAACUAUAAAACUAUGGAAACAAA
Cuscuta campestris is the source of this 1232-nucleotide messenger RNA. The record is from the annotation of a GenBank genome assembly. Lineage: Eukaryota; Viridiplantae; Streptophyta; Magnoliopsida; Solanales; Convolvulaceae.